Cylicostephanus goldi is the source of this 201-nucleotide messenger RNA. Lineage: Eukaryota; Metazoa; Nematoda; Chromadorea; Rhabditida; Strongylidae. The record is from the annotation of a GenBank genome assembly.
AUGAUAUGCGAAGAGGGGGGACUCAACAUCAACUCACGGCUACACCGGCCCCCACAGAUGUCAAGUAUGAUCGCCAACAUGGCAGACGAGAAUCCAUGGAACGAGAUCGAUGUAUUUGAAAAAGGUAGCGAAGACGAAAGGCAGCAAUAUUGGGGUAAAAGUGAUGAUAUGAAAGCACUUCGGAUAUGGAAUAAGAAGUAA